Molecule: messenger RNA, 3243 nt
Organism: Drosophila bipectinata
Lineage: Eukaryota; Metazoa; Arthropoda; Insecta; Diptera; Drosophilidae
Gene: Tret1-1
Product: Trehalose transporter 1-1
Biological process (GO): transmembrane transport; carbohydrate transport
Cellular component (GO): membrane
Molecular function (GO): sugar transmembrane transporter activity
Source: RefSeq, a predicted model, not a curated record
CAUUUACUUGGAGAAGUGAAAUCUGCAUAAAACCUCCAAAAUAAAAGGAAAACCAACAAGUUAAAGUUCAACUUUAAAGCUAUAGAGCCGAUAAGAUGAGUGGACGCGACAAUAGAGGAGCCGGCGGUGGCGGCGGCGGUGGUGGCGGUCAUCAACCGCUCAGCAGCGCCAUGGGCAAGCUCAAGGAGAAACUAACCCGAGUAGGUGACGAGCUGGGCUAUCAUCGCGUGGAAAGCAAUCUGUCCACCUCGAACACAGCCACCAGCUUGGACACAAUUCUGCCGGAGGAUCCGUUCUUGUUCCCACAAGUAUCGCCGCAGCGACAUCCACAGAGCACCGUGAGGACACAACGGUUGCUGGAGGACGAGCCGCCGCUAUCCUUUCGCCCGCUGCUAGAGGACGACGACAUCAACGAACCACCCACCCAGACGCUCACCACCCAGCAGCAGAGAACUCCGCUGAGAGCAAGUGGCAGCUUGGAAUUGACACCGCUGCCACCACCACCGACCUCCCUGGAGAUUCGGGAGCAUCGCGAUCGGCAACAGAGAAGUGCCCAGGUGGCUGGAGAGGAGCUGCAGCGCAGUAAGCAGAGUCUCAAAGGAUCCAGAGUGUCCUUCGAGCGACGCGACACUGGCAACAGCCAGUCGAACAACAACAACAACAACAACAAGCAGGCGGAGAGCAGUGACGAGGACAGCUUCGAGGAGCGACGCACUGGCUUCCAGCAACAGAAGGCCACCAGUGUCGAUCACAAGGGCAUCUUGAAGGACCUGAAACACAUCUUGGCCAACGACAACCGGCGCCAGUUCCAGGCCAAGAAGCACGUCUCGUUGGACGUCAAGGGCACACGUUUCCUGCAGGAUCUGCUCAAGGAAUCGUCCUCGGAGGAGGAGUUCCACAAGACACGCCGCGAAUUCCAGGGCCGCAAGCACCAGAGCUUGGAUCCCCGGGUCACAUUCAAGCUAGACAAGGUCCUGCAAGGCUCCAGUACCGACAGUGACGAGGAGGGCGACGACGCCGAGCACAAGCGCCUGAUCCACCGGCCCAAGGACAUUACCAAGCCGGUGAUCAUCGAUCUCAAGGAUCUGGAGAGCGAAAGCGACGAGGAUUUCCUCACGUCGCGCCAGCACUUUCAACAGCAGCGCUCCAUUAGCACCGAUUCCCGAAAAAGCCGUCGACUCUACGAGAUGGACGAGAUGGGGAAUAAGCGCGGCGAGAACAUCCGUCAUGCAGUGCCCUUCGUGCGCCAGAUAACCGAGGAUGGCAAGCCCAAGCUGGAGGUCUAUCGCCCCACAACGAAUCCCAUUUACAUAUGGACACAGGUUCUGGCCGCUCUAAGCGUCUCCCUGGGCUCCCUGGUGGUCGGUUUCGUCAGUGCCUACACCUCACCCGCUUUGGUUUCGAUGGUCGACAGGAAUAUCACCUCCUUCGAGGUCACCCCGCAAGCGGCUUCCUGGGUGGGUGGCAUCAUGCCUCUGGCUGGUCUGGCAGGAGGCAUAUCCGGUGGACCCUUCAUUGAGUAUCUAGGCCGCCGCAACACCAUCCUGGCCACGGCAGUGCCCUUUAUUGUCUCCUCGCUACUGAUUGCCUGUGCUGUGAACGUGGCCAUGGUCCUGGCUGGUCGAUUCUUGGCCGGAUUCUGUGUGGGCAUCGCCUCGUUGUCUCUGCCCGUCUAUCUCGGCGAAACGGUUCAGCCCGAAGUCCGCGGCACUCUGGGUCUGCUCCCGACGGCGUUUGGUAACAUCGGCAUCCUCUUGUGCUUCGUGGCCGGCACCUACAUGGACUGGUCGAUGCUGGCCUUCUUGGGAGCAGCUUUGCCAGUUCCGUUCCUCGUCCUGAUGUUCCUCAUCCCGGAAACGCCGCGCUGGUUCGUUAGCCGAGGACGCGAGGAGCGUGCCCGCAAAGCUCUCAGCUGGUUGCGCGGCAAGGAGGCGGAUGUGGAGCCGGAGCUGAAGGGACUGAUGCGCUCUCAGGCAGAUGCCGAUCGUCAGGGCACCCAGAACACCAUGAUGGAGCUGCUGAAGCGUAGUAACUUCAAGCCCUUGUCCAUCUCCCUGGGUCUCAUGUUCUUCCAGCAGUUGAGCGGCAUCAACGCUGUCAUCUUCUACACGGUGUCCAUUUUCAAGGAUGCAGGCUCCACCAUUGACGGCAACGUGUGCACCAUUAUUGUGGGCGUGGUGAACUUCAUGGCCACCUUUAUUGCCACUCUACUGAUUGAUCGGGCAGGCAGAAAGAUCCUUCUGUAUGUUUCCAACAUUGCCAUGAUCAUCACCCUGUUCGUCCUGGGCGGCUUCUUCUACUGCAAGGCCCAUGGCCCGGAUGUCAGCCACUUGGGCUGGUUGCCUCUGAGCUGCUUCGUCAUCUACAUCCUUGGAUUCUCGCUCGGCUUCGGACCCAUUCCCUGGCUAAUGAUGGGCGAAAUCCUGCCGGCCAAGAUUCGUGGCUCGGCUGCCUCAGUGGCCACCGCUUUCAACUGGACCUGCACCUUUGUGGUGACCAAGACCUUCCAGGAUAUGAUUGAUGUAAUGGGCGCUCAUGGAGCUUUCUGGCUGUUCGGAUCCAUCUGCUUCAUUGGCCUGUUCUUUGUGAUACUCUAUGUGCCCGAGACGCAGGGCAAGACCCUGGAGGACAUCGAGCGCAAGAUGAUGGGCCGUGUGCGCCGCAUGUCCUCGGUGGCCAACAUUAAGCCGCUGUCCUUCAACAUGUAAUCGGCCUGGGAGCCGGGAUCUGAAUGCGAUCAAACCAAAUACUAGACUAGUGCCUUUAGUGAUUAAGGAAUCGUGUAAACGCAGUUGUGGGCGCAACCCCCCACCCACCCAUCAAGCCAUAAGAAAAAAUACGAUAUAUUGGAGCGGGCAGGGACGGGAUGGGCCGAUCCCCACAUAGGCGCUCUGAUAUUGUUAGUCCUAAUAUUGUUAGUAAACACAUAAUUGUUAUUAUUAUUAUUUAUAAUCAUUAAGUGCAUAGUUUUAUUGUGUAAAUUAUGAUUUUAGCACUAAUUUGUUGACAUUGGAUGGAUGUUGAUCGAGAUCGGUGUACAAAAAUGACAUGAAAAAGUAGUUAGUUGUAGUGAAAAACCCGAAAACCCUUUCCCCCAUCCUCCCCCCAGAAAUCUCUUCGUGAAAAAAUACACCAAUUGGCUAUAUAUCGAAUAUAUAUUUUAAAAUUACUCCUAAGCUAUAAGUGUAUCUAUUUGUAGACUAAUUUAAACAAACAAAAAAAUACAAAACAAAACAAAUGUUA